AUGCAAAAUUUUGAAAUAAGUGAUGUAAAUUUCGAUGACCGUAAAAAGAAAUACGACAUGAAUGCCAUUCAUUUCCAAAAAACAAUGGCUGAGAUUUCAAAGUUGAGAUCAAAGUCAUUACUAUUCGAUAUUGUUAUCAAAACUGGAGAUAAAAGUUUUCAGGCUCACAAACUCCUCCUGGCUGCAAGUUCUGAUUACUUUCGAGCCAUGUUUACAGCAAAUGGAAAAAUUCUUGAGCUUGAAAAGUCAGAAAUACAAAUCGAUGGCAUCUCAGCUGUUGGAAUUGAAAACGUACUGAAUUUUAUUUACACUGCCAAGUUAGAAUUAUCAUUAAUGAAUGUCCAAGAAGUCUUAUCAGCUGCAAAUUAUUUUCAACUUCCAACAGUGAUUGACGCUUGCCUAAAUUUCCUUGAAGGUGAACUUGAUACUGAAAAUUGCAUUGAUAUGCUCAUCAUAGCUGAAAAUUAUUCGCUGAUUUCUUUACGUGAUAAAAUUUUGAAGUUUAUUUGUGCUCAUAUCUCGGAGAUUUCUAAAAGUGAAGAAUUUUUGAGACUCCAAGACAAUCAAAUUGAGAAAUUAUUGUCAUGUGAUCUUCCCGUUGAUUGCACUGAGACGGAAAUUCUUCGAAUAACGUUAACUUGGUUGAUUAACUGCAGAAAUGAUUUGAAAAAUUUACCGAGAAUAUUAAGAAACAUAAAUUUUAAGGAAAUUCCAGUGAAUGAAGCUGAAAAAGUCAUGAAAGCAUUAGAAAUUAAGAGAACCGACCCACUAUACACUGCCGUAUGGAGUCAAACAAUUCCCUUCCAAAACUCAUCAAAAUCAUCAAAUGACAAUAAAUUACUUAAUCAUCGUGGAAUGGAAUUAGCAAUAAUAAAAAUUGGUGGAUUUGAAAUGACUGGCAUCACAAAUGAAAUUACUUACUCAUUUCCAUCAUUUGACUCAUUAUCAUUGCCAUCAAUUCAAGAGCCAUGGAGAUAUUUAACGGAAAUACCACACAUUAAGCAGGGAUCAUAUGGAAUAUCAGUAUUAAACAAUUGUAUUUAUGUGAUUGGUGGUAGUUAUGAUAUAAAUUUAGACAAUGAAGAUGUGCAUCCAUUUGGCUUCAAGUACAAUCCACUUACGUCCGAAUGGAGUACAAUUAAGCCAAUGAACUUCGAUCGAUGUCGAUUCUCGUUAAAUGUCAUUGAGGGAUCACUCAUCGCAGUUGGUGGACAUUCAGAAGGUCUUUUUCAACGACAUUUGGAGAAUAAUGAAGGACAAAAUGUCGCGACUGCUGAACGAUAUGAUGUUAAUACUGAUAGCUGGACAAUACUUACAUCCUUACCUGAAUAUCGUUCACAACAUGCUGGUGUAAGUUACGAGAAAAUACUCUUCAUAUCUGGCGGAAUUGAUCAUUAUGGAAAUGUCCUCGAGUCAUUUUAUCAAUACGACAACAGCACAGACAGAUGGACAAAAAUCUGCAAUUUAACACCGCGUGCUGAUCAUGUCAUGUUGCGUGUUGAUAAAAAGAUCUACAUUUGUGGUGGAUGGAAUGAAAUUGAUGGACAGAGGAGAUUGGUCUCAGCCAUUGAGUGUUAUGACAUGAAAACAUCAACUAUAAGUACAAUUACAAAUAUACACACGCCACGAUUUCAUGCUGGAAUCACGCUGAUCAAUAAUAAAAUUUAUGUCAUUGGAGGAUUUGCGACGGAUGACAUCUUCCGUCACACAGCAACAAAGAUUGAAAUUUAUGACAUAAUUGAGGAUAAAUGGUAUUUCCCGGACAAAUAUCCGAAGCACGUUUGGGAACACAGUCUGACUACGAUUUACAUACCGAAAGAAGUUGAAAUUAAGUAA
This is a messenger RNA of Chironomus riparius, 1836 nucleotides long. The record is from the annotation of a GenBank genome assembly. Lineage: Eukaryota; Metazoa; Arthropoda; Insecta; Diptera; Chironomidae.